CGUUGGCAGAACUGCGCAUGCGCCUCUUUGACCUACACCAGUAGGAGAACAAAAUGGCGGCUGCUGCGGGGCUGAUUGGGAAGGUACGCCACUUCAGUACCUCUCUGGUUAGGCCAGCUUCAAAACUGGUGCAGCCCCCAAUUCAAGUGUAUGGACUGGAAGGUCGAUAUGCCACCGCGCUUUACUCAGCUGCUUCUAAGCAGAAGAAGUUGGAAAAUGUAGAAAAAGAGCUGGCUCGAGUGUUGACACUAAUCAAGGACCCUAAAUUAUCUGCUGUUGUUAUGAAUCCUCAUGUAAAGGGUACAGUAAAGCAAAAAACUGUGAAUGACGUUCUGCUUAAAGAGAAGCUAUCUCCUAUCACUGUCAAUUUUUUCAAUGUGCUUGCUGAAAAUGGUCGCCUGAGUUACACUCCAGGUGUAAUUUCUGCAUUUGGUAAGAUUAUGAGUGCACAUCGUGGAGAAGUGUUAUGCUCUGUAACUACUGCUCAGGCCUUGGAUGAAGCUAGUCUUACUGAGUUGAAAACAACUCUGAAUGGCUUUCUAGCUAAAGGAGAAGUACUGAAACUGGAAACAAAGACUGAUCCAUCCAUCUUGGGAGGAAUGGUUGUCAGCAUUGGUGAUAAAUACAUUGACAUGUCUACAAAGACCAAGAUUCAGAAGCUGAGCAAAAUAAUGAAAGAGACUAUCUAGUGAUCAUUCAGCAAUUUUUUCCAGUGAAAACCUAUUUAGCUCUAUUAUGCCAGUAAUAAAAAUUCUUCUUGAA
Sceloporus undulatus (fence lizard) is the source of this 762-nucleotide messenger RNA. RefSeq names its product ATP synthase peripheral stalk subunit OSCP (gene ATP5PO). The record is from RefSeq and is a predicted model, not a curated record. Gene Ontology annotation, biological process: proton motive force-driven mitochondrial ATP synthesis. Bases 54 to 689 code for a protein of 211 amino acids. Lineage: Eukaryota; Metazoa; Chordata; Lepidosauria; Squamata; Phrynosomatidae. The transcript is spliced from 7 exons. Gene Ontology annotation, molecular function: proton-transporting ATP synthase activity, rotational mechanism.